AUCCUCACUCUUCCAACGGUUGCAGACUUUUCCAAGAAUCUCCAACAAAGACACUCACUUACUGCAGGAGCUUGCUGAUCUUCUGUUAGAGCUAUCGUAUGCCAAAAGUGAAAGUUAUUUGCCGGGUCUUAGCUUUCUCGACACACCAAGGGGCAUAAACCCGAUAGUUGAAAAACUCCCAUAUGGACUCCAGGAGUCAUGGGUUACACAAGGUACCAAAUACAAAAGGGAAAACGGUGCAGUCUAUCCACCUUUUUCGUAUUUUGUGCGGUUCGUAAAUGACUACGCUGAAAUGAGAACAGACCCUAGCUUUAUGUUACAGUGUUCAAACGUAAUAAAUCCAAGGGUUGAUAAGACAUCAGUAAGACGAGACAAAUACAGAGUUCCAUUGGCGGUGAAUAAAAUAGAGAUCAGUCCGGCUAAAUUGACAGCACUCGAUCCAGACAAACAAUGUCCUAUCCACCAAAAACCUCAUUCACUCGUCAAAUGCAGGGGGUUUAGAAUGAAAACACUAGACGAAAGAAAGAACAUUCUCAAAGAGCACGCCAUUUGUUUUAAAUGUUGUGCGUCCACAAAUCACAGGGCUCGAGACUGUAAAGCUAUUAUCCAAUGCUCAGAAUGUGAUAGCGAUGCUCAUGUGUCUGCCAUGCAUGUCGGUCCACCUCCAUGGACACCUCAAGACUUUAAUCCCCCAACCCAGAGUCACGGCGGGGAGUCUGAGGGCCCAAAUCCUGUGAACACAGCCAGUUGCACAGAAGUAUGUGGGCAAGGCGUAAAAGGAAAAUCAUGCUCAAAGAUCUGUUUAGUUAAUGUAUAUCGCCGAACUUCUCCAGAAAAGAAAAAGAGGGUAUAUGCCAUGUUGGAUGAUCAGAGCAAUUCAUCCUUAGCCAGAUCUGCGUUUUUUGACAUGUUUAAUGUGCAAGGUACCAUAUUCCCAUACACCAUGAGAACAUGUGCAGGUUUAUCAGAGACACGAGGUCGCAAAGCUGAUGGCUUUGUUGUAGAAGAUGUAGAUGGUAAGGUCUCCAUGAUGCUGCCUACAAUAACAGAAUGUGAUCAGAUUCCAGAUAAUAGAGACGAAAUUCCCAGCCCUGAGGUAGCAGCAGCUCACCCUCAUUUGCGAUCAAUCGCUUCACAGAUUCCUCCUCUCGACCCAUCGGCAGACAUUCUUCUGCUCCUGGGAAGGGACAUCAUUCAGGCUCAUAAAGUUCGUGGUCAGGUAAAUGGGCCAAACAAUGCACCUCAUGCCCAGCGUCUCGAUUUAGGAUGGGUUGUCAUAGGUGAUGUCUGUCUCUCUGGAGCUCAUAAACCCACAUUGAACUCAUUUAAGACGAACGUUCUAAACAGUGGACGUCCCACGUUCCUCAGUCCUUGCGAAAACACAAUCGUUAUCAAAGAGAAAUACACCAAAAACGAUCCACUAAACACACAAGCGGAACUAGGACAACAUAUUUUCCAACAAACAACAAAUGACGACAAAGUUGCACUUUCGGCAGAAGAUGCGUUGUUCCUAGACAUUAUGCACAACAACUUUGCUAAAGAUGAGGCGAAUAACUGGGUAGCUCCACUUCCAUUCCGCUCACCUAGGCGGCGCCUACCUGACAAUCGGCAGCAGGCCUACAAUCGUUUAAUGUCGCUCCGCAAAACGCUGAGAAGAAAACCUGAAAUGAGAGCGCAUUACGCUGAGUUUAUGGAGAAAAUAUUCAGCAAGGGCCAUGCCGAACCAGCGCCCGCACUGGCGCCAGAUCAAGAGUGCUGGUAUCUCCCUAGUUUUGGCGUUUACCACCCGCAAAAGCCAGAAAAAAUUAGGGUAGUCUUUGAUUCGAGCGCUCAACUUGACAAUGUUUCUCUCAAUGACGUGCUCCUCAAGGGACCAGAUCUUAACAACACUCUCGUAGGAGUUCUGAUGCGGUUUAGGUCCGACCCAUACGCCGUUAUGGCAGAUGUGGAGCAUAUGUUUCACAACUUUGUAGUACGAGAAGACCACCGUAACUACCUUCGUUUCUUGUGGUUCCAAAAUCAUGACCUUGAUGGAAAAGUGCAAGAAUUUAGGAUGACUGUCCAUGUGUUUGGUAAUUGUCCUUCCCCAUCAGUCGCCAUCUUUGGACUGAAAAGAACAGCCAUAGAAGGAGAAAUGGAAUUUGGCAGUGACGCAAAAGAAUUCAUUGAACGGCACUUCUAUGUAGAUGAUGGGCUAAAAUCAUUCUCUUCCAUAGAGCAGGCCAUUGAUGUUCUUAGUAGGGCACAGAAGAUGCUGGCUCAGUGUAACAUACGCCUGCACAAAAUCUCAUCCAAUUGUCCUCUCAUAACAGGAGCCUUUCCAACCGAAGAUCGUGCUGUAGGCAUGCAAGGUCUUGACAUUGGGCAGACUACCCCACCAAUGCAGCGCAGUUUGGGCUUAGGAUGGGAGCUGUUGACUGACCAAUUCAAGUUCCAAGUAAGAGUAAAUGAAAGGCCGUUCACAAAAAGGGGAGUUCUGUCAGUUAUCAACAGUGUGUUCGACCCACUUGGUUUUGCUAUUCCAGUAAUCGUAGGGGGUAGAACCAUACUCAGAGACAUUUCCACAAAUGUUUCAGAGUGGGACACUGAACUGCCAAAAGACAAAUUAGAACAGUGGCAAAAGUGGAAAAGUUCCCUCGAACACCUACAACAUCUUGAAAUUCCCAGAAUGUACACUUCAAUACCGCUGUCUGCAGCCCAAAGAAUAGAGAUUGACGUUUUUUGUGAUGCUUCCACAAAAGGCGUAGGUGCUGUAGCAUACCUCAAACUCACAAAUGAGGACGGACACAGCGAAGUGGGAUUCCUCCUCGGCAAAGCACGUUUAGCUCCUAAACCAGACAUCACCAUACCCCGACUUGAACUCUGUGCAGCAGUCCUGGCCGUGGAAGUAGCAGAGUUGGUUCUAGAGGAGCUGGAUGUCACAGUCGAUCAGGUGAAUCUUUACACAGACUCAAAGGUAGUGCUUGGGUACAUCUCAAACACCAAGAGACGCUUUCACGUUUAUGUGCACAACAGAGUCGAACGCAUCAGGCGCUUUGCACAAACUCACCAGUGGCAUUACGUGCCCACACACUUAAAUCCGGCAGACCAUGCCACACGAGCGUUGCCCGCUGAGCAGCUCUCCAGCUCCACCUGGCUCAGAGGCCCAGCUUUCCUCUCCAGGUUGGACCAAAGUCAAGUUCGAAGUCAAACCUUCGAUCUCAUAGACCCAGAGACUGACUGUGAGUUGCGUCCUGAGGUAACAACUUGCACUACCACCCUAUCAAAAGGCCAGUUUAAUAGUGCCAGAUUUGAAAGGUUUUCAAGUUGGAAGGUGCUGCAAAAGGCUAUUGCCAAACUCCAACAUAUAGCUCAAUCAUUCAAGAACAACUCUGAGGUUUCCUGUCGUGGCUGGCACAACUGCAACAAACAUUUAACUGAAAAGUCACUGCAACUAGCCAAGACCACGAUCAUUCGCACCGUUCAAAGAGAGGUCUUCGCAGAAGAUAUUGGAUGCAUUGAAAAAGGCACAGCUUUAAAAAACUCAAGUCCACUCAGCAAACUGAAUCCAUUUGUUGACACGCAAGGGCUCCUUAAAGUUGGAGGCCGACUAAAGAAAGCACAGUUGUCUGCAGAAGAAACCAAUCCCAUACUAAUCCCUGGAAAGCACCAUCUUGCUCAGCUCAUAAUAAGACACUUUCACGAAAAAUUAUGUCACCAGGGAAGGCAUUUCACGGAGGGAGCAGUCAGAGCAGGGGGCUUUUGGAUUGUGGGAGGAAAAAGAGCAGUAAGCAGUGUGAUUUUCAAGUGCAUCACAUGCCGCAAAUUAAGGGGCAGGCAACCUGAACAGAUCAUGGCUGAGCUACCUGAAGACAGGCUGUCCACGGACCCUCCUUUCACAAAUGUAGGCCUUGAUGUGUUCGGUCCCUGGUCCGUUACAGUGAGAAAAACGCGUGGUGCUAAUGCAGAUGCUAAAAGAUGGGCAGUCAUAUUCGCCUGCAUGAGUACACGUGCAAUUCAUAUUGAAGUGAUUGAGUCAAUGGACACAUCGUCAUUCAUUAAUGCACUGCGUCGUUUCUUUGCCAUCCGAGGUGGUGCCAAACUCUUGAGAUCUGAUUGUGGGACAAAUUUUGUGAGUGCCUGCAAAGAGCUCCAAAUAGACAAACUAGGCUGUCACAAUGACAAAAUAGGCACAUUCUUGAAAGACAGUGCGUGCAAAUGGCAGUUUAAUCCUCCACAUGCAUCCCAUAUGGCUGGUUCCUGGGAACGCAUGAUCGGCGUCACCCGAAAAAUCCUCAAUGCAAUGCUCCUUGAACAUCCAUAUGGGAAGCUCACACAUGAAGUACUCGUAACAUUGUUAGCUGAAGUCACCGCAAUUGUAAAUGCCCGUCCGCUAACAGCCGUUUCUACAGAUCCCGAAAACCCAGUCAUUCUUACUCCUGCGAUGCUACUCACGCAAAAGGUUGGCACACCACCGAUUCCACCAGGGCAGUUUCAGACCAGUGACCUAUUCAAAGCCCAAUGGAAGCGCGUGCAGUACUUAGCUAAUGUUUUCUGGAGUCGUUGGCAGAAAGAAUACAUCGCAGGCUUGCAGGUUCGUCGCAAGUGGAAAAUAAAAAAGCCGAACCUUCAAAUGGGCGACGUUGUUUUAAUGAGGGAGUCUCUGGAACAUAGGAAUAAUUGGCCACUCGGACUGAUCACAAAAUCUUUCCCAAGUGAGGACGGUAAUGUCAGAAAAGUUGAGGUUAAGAUUUGCCGAAACGGCGAGAAUAGGUUUUACAUUCGCCCAAUUCGUGAAGUUGUGCUUUUGCUGUCUAAGGGUAGCAUGUAAAACGAGUUGUUGUUGUGUAUCGUUCAUUAGUUAAGAGCUGACAUCUUGCAGAUGUCAGGCGGGGAGUGUUAUGUCCUCUGGUCUUAUGUUGACUACUUUUUGGGUUUAAUUUCUUUCUAAGAUUGUACAUUGUUCAUCCGUCCACAGGAUGUCGCUAUUCUAACUCAGAAUCUUAAGUUUUUCUUUGGUAUUGCUGUUUGCGCUCGGCUUCCCCUAGUGGCGACUUGCUGUAAGCAGCAGGCAGAAAGAACUUUUUAUUUCAGUUGGAAAAGAGGCCUUGAGGUGUUAAGACGUUACACACCUCCUCUGCACCAUACAUCGUUGGGAACCCUUGACAAAACAAAAUCUGUGCAUCUACAUCAUGAAUUCCAGCAGCACACCAGCAGGUGCAGCAUCAGGGAACUAGUGGGCCAGCAAGCACUUCUGGGUCGAGGAGUCCAGUGAAACAUUGCUGUCAGGCCUCAAGGAGAACCGCUCCCAG
Molecule: messenger RNA, 5291 nt
Organism: Corythoichthys intestinalis (scribbled pipefish)
Lineage: Eukaryota; Metazoa; Chordata; Actinopteri; Syngnathiformes; Syngnathidae
Exons: 3
Coding region: 293-4810 (1505 amino acids)
Biological process (GO): DNA integration
Molecular function (GO): nucleic acid binding
Source: RefSeq, a predicted model, not a curated record